AUGGAGUGUUCCCGCUCAGUGGACCCAGGCAGCCUCGUUGCCAGGUAUUCUUUGGAAGGAGCCCCAAGAGCGGCUGGCGAGGGGGAUGGGCAGCAGCAGCAGGUGAGUGUGAAACUGAAGAAUUACCAGCAUGUCCUGACCAUGGCAUUUGCAGUGAAGGAGAUCAAUGAGAAUUCCCAAACCUUACCAAACCUUACCCUGGGAUUCCACAUCUAUGACAGUUAUUCCAGUGCAAGGAUGACUUAUUACAAUACUUUGAAGCUUCUUUCCACUUGGAAAAGGACCAUUCCUAAUUAUAGCUGUCACAAGACAAAAAAAUUGAUAGCCCUGGUUGGGGGGCUAGACUCUUCCACCUCCUUCUACAUGGCUACGCUUACAGGUCUCUAUAAAUUUCCUCAGAUUGCCUAUUCUGUAUUUGCUCCAAUGAUGAAUGCUAGCAAAUUUCUCCCUUUCUUGUAUAGAAUGAUGCCAAGUGAUAUAGUUCAGUAUUCAGGCAUUGUACAACUUCUUUUGCAUUUCCAGUGGACUUGGGUUGGGAUCAUUGCAACAGAUGAUGAUGAUGGAGAAAAUUUUGUACAGACCUUAACUCCACUGCUCUCUCAGCAUGGCAUCUGCCCAGCCAUCAUUGCAAAUAUACCAACAUUAUCUCAUUAUUUAAACUACUAUGACUUAUUGAUGCACACCUCACCUGAAUCCAUGUUAUUAAUCUCAUCUGAAGUUAAUGUGUUUGUGCUACAUGCAAACCAUAGAACUAUAACAUGUAUUAAAUGGUUGAUGUAUAUGUAUGAGCUCCUGGAAGAAUAUGAUACUAAAUCAGUAAAUAAAAUCUGGAUUAUGACAGCCCAUUGGGAUUUCUCAACAGACCUAUUGCAGAAAAGUUUUGAUAUGAUGUUCUUCCAUGGUGCCUUAUCUUUUGCAAUUCACUCCAAUGAACUGCUGGGGUUCACCCAUUUUCUGCAGGAAUUAGAUCCUCAUUCAGAUAACAAUGAUCGAUUUAUCCAGAUUUUCUGGCAACAGGCAUUUGGCUGUUCAAUUUCUAGUCAUAAUGAAAAAGAAUGCACCUGGCAAGAGAAGCUGAGCAAUUUGCCAGGAGUUGUUUUUGAAAUGAGCAUGACUUCCCAGAGUUACAGAAUUUACAAUGCUAUUUAUGUCUUAGCAUAUGCUUUGCAUGACAUCUACAAACCCAGUCCACAAACAAGAGCUAUAUUUAAUAGACAUCAUCUGGAUCAGAAACCUUGGCAGAUUAACCCCUUCCUGAGGAGCAUCACUUUUAAUAAUAGUGCUGGGGAUAUUGUGUCUUUCAAUGAAAAUGGUGAAUUAACAGCUGGAUAUGAUAUUCUAAACUGGGUUGUUUUUCCAAACCAAACCUUUGUAAGAGUGAGAGUAGGAAAGAUGGAUCCACAGGACAAAGAACUCAUCAUUAAAACAGAUAACAUCACAUGGCGUAAUUCAUUUAACCAGUUAAUACCAUCUCACUGCUUUCAGGAUCCAUCAGAUGCAGAUGAUUGUUUCCAAUGCCCAGAAGAUCAUUAUUCAAACAAAAACAAAGAUCAAUGCCUUCCUAAAAGAAUGAACUUCCUCUCUUUCACUGAACCUUUGGGGAUCACAUUACUUUCUUUGGCUGUGAUGUUAUCUGUAAUCACAGUUUGGGUCUUUUGGAUAUUCACAAUGCAUCAGAACACUCCCAUUGUCAAAGCCAACAAUCGGGAUCUAACCUACUAUCUACUUAUAUCCCUCCUGCUGUGUUUCCACUCCACAUUCCUGUUCAUUGGAAAACCACACACCCUGACCUGCUACUUGAGACAAACCACUUUUUCCAUCAUUUUUUCAGUAGCUAUUUCUUGCAUAUUGGCCAAAACUGUCACUGUGGUACUUGCUUUCAUGGCCACAAAGCCAGGAUCCAAAUUGAAAAAAUGGAUAGGAAAAAAACUGGCCAACUUCAUUCUUCUUGGCUGCUCCCUGAUUCAAGUUGGGAUUUGUGUUGUAUGGUUAUGGACAUUUCCUCCUUUCCUAAAUUUUGACUUUCAUGCUCUGGCUGAAGAAAUUGUGGUGGAAUGUAAAGAAGGAUCAGAUGUUAUGUUUUAUUGUGUUCUGGGUUACUUGAGUUUUCUAGCCAUUGUUAGCUUCACUGUGGCUUAUUUUGCUAAGAAACUGCCUGAUAUUUUCAAUGAAGCUAAAUUUAUCACCUUCAGCAUGUUGGUAUUUUGCAGUGUGUGGUUUUCUUUUAUUCCCUCUUACUUGAGCACCAAGGGAAAAUACAUGGUGGCUGUGGAGGUCUUUUCCAUCUUGGCUUCUAGUGCUGGAUUAUUGGGCUGUAUUUUUUUCCCUAAAUGCUAUAUAAUUCUGUUUCAGCCUGUAUUAAACAGCAAGGAUCUGCUCAUUAGAAAGAAAUAGCAUUCAUGUAUUAGCUGACAUUUACUUUUUUAUUAUUUAACAACAUAUUUUCAUUCAAAAUUCUAUAGAAAGAGCUAUGUAUCAUAUGUCCUUUUCAUUUUGUUGAUUAUAUUUAGCAUGGGUUUCUUUCUACUAAUUGAAUUAAUUAAUUGAAAAUACUUCUGAUGUAGUUUUAAACAUUGGGGUUGAUUCAUAUCUUUGCCAGAAGUGUUAUCAAUUUUUUGUUGGAUAAUGAACUUUUAAAUUUUUCAAUUAUGUUAAAAGUA
Molecule: messenger RNA, 2660 nt
Organism: Pantherophis guttatus
Lineage: Eukaryota; Metazoa; Chordata; Lepidosauria; Squamata; Colubridae
Source: RefSeq, a predicted model, not a curated record